Messenger RNA from Xyrauchen texanus (razorback sucker), 975 nucleotides. RefSeq names its product neuroendocrine protein 7B2. Gene Ontology annotation, cellular component: secretory granule. Lineage: Eukaryota; Metazoa; Chordata; Actinopteri; Cypriniformes; Catostomidae. The transcript is spliced from 6 exons. The coding region runs from base 144 to 782 and encodes 212 amino acids. The record is from RefSeq and is a predicted model, not a curated record. Gene Ontology annotation, biological process: regulation of hormone secretion; neuropeptide signaling pathway. Gene Ontology annotation, molecular function: enzyme regulator activity.
GUAAUUAUUUGUAAAGGUGAGAUGAUUUGCUGCUUGGCAACAGAGCAAAUGAAGCGUGGAGGAAGACGGCAUCUCUGUUGAUACCGAAAACCUCUCUGAAUCCAAAUUUAAAGUUAACGUCAGUGUUGAGUUCGGCUCCGAAAAUGAAACACGCGGUUCUUUUGAGUGUUAUGAUAAGCUUGAUGGCCGUCGUCUCCGGCCGCAGUCCACGCACGGUGGAUCAGCUGUCGGAGGCUGAUAUCCAGCGUCUGCUUCAUGGUGUGAUGGAGCAGCUGGGUAUCGCUCGGCCCCGAGUAGAGUAUCCUGCGCACCAGGCCACCAACAUAGUGGGUCCUCUCAGUAUCCAGGGUGGUGCUCAUGAGGGACUCCAGCAUCUUGGACCGUAUGGAAACAUCCCUAACAUUGUUGCAGAGUUAACUGGGGACAAUGUUCCCAAAGACUUCAGUGAGGACCAUGGUUACCCCGACCCUCCCAACCCUUGCCCCCUUGGAAAGACUGCUGCUGAUGGAUGUUUAGAGAAUUCUCCAGACACUGCAGAGUUCAGUCGAGAAUUCCAGAAACAUCAGCACCUUUUUGACCCUGAGCAUGACUACCCUGCACUAGCAAAAUGGAACAAAGGACUGUUGUAUGAAAAACUGAAGGGUGGGCCCAAAAGAAGAAAAAGGAGUGCAAAUCCAUAUCUGAUGGGACAGAGGCUGGAUAAUGUGGUGGCCAAGAAAUCAGUGCCACAUUUCCCAGAGGAAGAUGAGGCUGAAACUGCUACAAGCAAUAUCAAGACCUGAACAUCAUGUGGUUCUUUGAUAUAUGUAAAAUGAAAAUGAAUAGUCUCACAAUAAAGUUAGCAUUAAAUUAUGUGUGCUAUUCAAAUGAAUCAUUUUAUAAAAAGAGAAGGAAAGGGUGAUUGUAACAUGAAUGAUUUGCCCCUUGGCAUAAACUUUGUUUUAAUACCAUUUAAUCAAAUAAAAUAAUGUAUAU